CACCUCAGUUUCUUCAGGGACCUCCGGGCUUUCGACCGACGCCAUGGGCAAAGUCAGUUCAAAGCUUCGGCGGGAUGCAGGUGAGGCGGCUGUGAAGACGCCGGCGAAAGGCGUGAAGAAGCGCAUCCAGAAGGCUGGAAAGGUCGCGCCACUGGCCAAGGCUGUCACGGAAGGCCCGGUGGCACGGCGGGCGCUGGUGGCCGCCGUGUCGGCCGCCAAGGCGGCCAAGAAGCGCGGCGAUGGAAUGAGCGACGCGAAGGCUGUGCCAACUCUGGGACCCAGGCCCAAGAUGAAUGGCGCACGGAUGAUGCUGGAGCUCGAGGAAGCACGGGCCCACGCGGAGAAGGUUGCGGAAGUGGCGCAGAAGGGCCAGAAGGGCAGCAGGAGGCGACAGAAGCUGUCUCAACAUGGCCAAGAUGUGCUGAAGGCCUUCAAUGCGCGUUCGGAGGCCCCGACGUUUCCCAAGCCUUGAGCGAAGGCUUGAGGCUUUUUGUUUCACUUGGAGUCUGAGAGCGGGUGUUGACUAGAGGCUCUGGACCAAAUGAAGAAGAAAUCCAUCCCCCUUUGGCUCGCUUGAGUGAAAUGGGGAAUCCCC
This is a messenger RNA of Effrenium voratum, 595 nucleotides long. The record is from the annotation of a GenBank genome assembly. NCBI's taxonomy places the organism in Eukaryota, Dinophyceae, Suessiales, Symbiodiniaceae.